AGCCUACAAGAUGAAUUGGAAAAGCAAGAAAAUAGCUUACAGAAAUUUGGUUCUGUGACCAAUCAGCUGUUGAAAGACUGUCACCCACCAGUGACUGAAACACUUACCAACACUUUGAAAGAAGUGAAUAUGAGGUGGAACAACCUUAUGCAGGAGAUUGCAGAGCGGCUGCGUGCCAGUAAGGGCCUCCUUCAGCUGUGGCAGCGGUACAAGGACUGUUACCAGCAAUGCUCUUCCAUAGUCCGUCAGCGUGAAGACCAGACCAAUGAACUCCUGAAGACUGCUACCAGCAAAGACAUUGCUGAUGAUGAAGUUACUACUUGGAUUCAGGACUGCAAUGAUGUACUCACGGAUUUGAAGACAGCACAGGAGUCACUGGUUGUUCUUCAAGAACUGGGAGAGGAACUAAAAAGCCAGGUGGAGGCUUCAGCAGCAGCAGCUAUACAGUCUGAUCAUCUUUCUCUCAACCAGAAUCUGUCAACCCUAGAACAGGCUCUCCGCAAGCAACAUACUGUACUUCAGGCUGGCGUGCUGGACUAUCAAACCUUUACCAAGAACCUGCAAGUCCUUGAGGCCUGGGUAACAGAAGCAGAAGAAAUAUUGAAAGCACAGGAUCCCAGUCACUCAUCUGAUCUCUCAGCAAUACAGAGUAGAAUGGAGGAACUCAAGAGUCAGAUGUUGAAGUUCAGCAGCAUGGCCCUGGAUUUGGACCGUCUUAAUGAGCUGGGUUACAGGCUUCCUCUGAAUGAUAGAGAAGUCAAAAGGAUGCAGAACCUGAACAGACAUUGGUCUCUGAUCUCAUCUCAGACUACGGAGAGAUUCAGUAAGCUGCAGUCUUUCUUGCUGCAGCAGCAGACCUUCUUGGAGAAAUGUGAGACUUGGAUGGAUUUAUUAGUUCAGACUGAGCAGAAGAUGGCGGCAGAGAUUUCAGGAAACUACCAGAGCCUUUUAGAGCAACAGAGGGCACAUGAGCUAUUCCAGGCAGAGAUGUUCAGCCGCCAGCAGAUUUUGCAUUCAAUUAUCUCUGAUGGGCAGCACCUCCUAGAACAAGGACAGGUGGAUGACAGGGAUGAAUUUAAUCUGAAGUUGACUCUUCUAAGUAAUCAAUGGCAAGGAGUAAUUCGCCGGGCACAGCAGAGGAGGGGGAUCAUUGACAGCCAGAUUCACCAGUGGCAACGCUACAGGGAGAUGGCAGAGAAGCUGCGCAAGUGGCUGGUGGAAAUAUCCUGUCACCCAGUGAGUGGGCUGGGCAGCGUUCCUAUCCCAUUGCAGCAAGCCAGAGCACUACUGGAUGAAAUGCAGCUUAAAGAGAAAGUUCUCCUAAGGCAGCAAGGGAGUUAUAUCCUCACUGUGGAAGCUGGGAAGCAACUGUUGCUCUCUGCUGACAGUGAAGUUGAGGCAGUCCUGCAGGCAGAGCUUACUGAAAUUCAGGAGCGCUGGAAGAUAGCUAGCACCCAACUGGAGCAACAGAAGAAACAACUUGCUUUACUACUGAAAGACUGGGAAAAAUCUGAAAAGGGCAUAGGAGACUCCCUGGAGAAGCUAAAAUCAUUCAAAAAAAAGCUUUCUCAGCCUUUGCCAGAACACCAUGAUGAGUUGCAUGCAGAACAGAUUCGUUGCAAGGAGUUAGAGAAUGCUGUUGAAGGAUGGACAGAUGACCUCGCACACCUCUCUCUGCUGAAGGAGAUCCUGUCCGUAUAUAUCAGUGCAGAUGAUAUCUCAAUCCUCAGUGAACGCAUAGAACUUCUGCACAGACAGUGGGAAGAGCUGUGCCACCAGGUCUCCUUACGUCGACAGCAAGUUAGUGAGAGACUGAAUGAGUGGACUGUCUUCAGUGAGAAGAACAAGGAGCUCUGUGAGUGGCUGACACAAAUGGAAAGUAAGGUUUCUCAAAAUGGCGACAUCCUCAUAGAAGAAAUGAUUGAGAAACUUAAAAAGGAUUAUCAAGAGGAAAUUGCUGUCGCCCAGAAGAACAAAAUCCAGCUCCAGCAAAUGGGAGAGCGACUUGCUAAAGCCAGCCAUGAGAGUAAGGCAUCAGAGAUUGAGUACAAACUUGGCAAGAUCAAUGACAGGUGGCAACAUCUUCUAGAUCUUAUUGCAGCCAGGGUAAAGAAGUUGAAGGAGACCCUCGUUGCAGUGCAGCAGCUGGAUAAAAACAUGAGUAGCCUGAGAUCUUGGCUUGCCCACAUUGAGUCAGAGCUGUCCAAACCUAUCGUCUAUGAAACUUGUGACUCUGAGGAGAUACAAAGGAAGCUAAAUGAACAGCAGGAACUUCAGAGGGACAUAGAGAAACACAGCACUGGAGUGGCAUCUGUUCUCAACCUGUGUGAAGUGCUUCUUCAUGACUGUGAUGCUUGUGCCACAGAAGCAGAGUGUGACUCUAUCCAGCAGGCUACACGCAAUCUGGACAGAAGGUGGAGGAACAUUUGUGCAAUGUCAAUGGAAAGGAGACUUAAAAUUGAAGAGACGUGGCGGCUAUGGCAAAAGUUUUUGGAUGACUACUCUAGAUUUGGAGACGGGCUAAAACACGCUGAGAGGACAGCUGCUUUCCCAAGCUCCUCUGGUGUGCUUUACACGGUUGCUAAGGAAGAACUGAAGAAAUUUGAGGCCUUCCAGAGACAAGUGCAUGAAACUCUGACUCAGCUGGAACUGAUCAAUAAACAAUAUCGCCGCCUGGCCCGAGAGAACCGCACUGACUCUGACUGUAGCCUCAAGCAGAUGGUUCAUGAGGGAAACCAGAGAUGGGACAACUUACAAAAGCGAGUUACCUCCAUCCUGCGCAGGCUAAAACAUUUUAUUGGCCAGCGUGAGGAGUUUGAGACAGCACGUGACAGCAUCCUGGUAUGGCUAACAGAGAUGGACCUGCAGCUGACCAAUAUUGAGCAUUUCUCAGAGUGUGAUGUCCAAGCAAAGAUAAAGCAACUUAAGGCUUUCCAGCAAGAAAUUUCACUGAACAACAACAAAAUCGGGCAGAUAAUUGUGCAGGGUGAGCAACUCAUUGAGAAAAGUGAGCCCUUGGAUGCAGCUGUUAUUGAAGAAGAACUAGAUGAGCUGCGUCAUUACUGCCAAGAGGUCUUUGGACGUGUGGAACGCUAUCACAAGAAACUCAUUCGCCUUCCUCUGACAGAUGACGAACAUGACCUCUCUGACAGAGAGGUGGACCUGGAUGAAUCAGCAGAUCUCUCUGACAUACACUGGCAUGACAAAUCUGCAGACAGCGUUCUCUCCCCGCACCCCUCUUCCAACAUUUCGCUGCCUCUUUCCCAGCCGGUGAGAAGCGAGCGAUCAGGGCGAGAUACCCCUGCGAGUGUGGACUCCAUUCCCCUGGAGUGGGAUCAUGACUACGACCUUAGCAGAGACCUGGAGACAGCUGUUUCACGGGCACUGCACUCUGAGGAAGAAGAUGGAGGACAAGAGAAGGACUUCUACCUGAGAGGAGCAGCUGGUAUAGCAGGAGAACCUGGUGCCCUGGAAGCACAUAUCCGACAGCUGGACAAGGCCUUAGACACCAGUCGUUUCCAAAUACAGCAAACAGAAAACAUCAUCCGCAGCAAAACACCUACAGGACCAGAGCUGGAUUCCACUUACAAAGGAUAUAUGAAGCUACUGGGUGAGUGCAGUGGAAGCAUAGACUCAGUAAAAAGGCUUGGAUUUAAACUGAAGGAGGAAGAAGAAAAAUUAUCUGGACUUAUUAACCUGAACAGUACUGAAACACAAACAGCUGGUGUAAUUGACCGAUGGGAAUUAAUCCAGGCUCAAGCUCUAAGCAAAGAGCUGAGGAUGAAACAGAACCUUCAGCAAUGGCAGCAGUUUAACUCCGACCUUAAUAGCAUUUGGGCUUGGUUGGGAGAAACUGAAGAGGAACUGGAGAAGCUCCGCCACCUUGAUCUCAGCACUGACAUACAAACUAUUGAGCUCAGAAUUAAAAAACUGAAAGAGCUGCAGAAGGCAAUUGAUAACCGCAAAGCGAUCAUCUUAUCCAUCAAUCUGUGCAGCUCAGAGUUCACUCAGUCUGACAGCGAAGAGAGCAAGAAGCUUCAAGAGCGCCUGUCUCAGAUGAAUGUGCGCUGGAACCACGUAUGCAGUAUGAUCGAAGAGUGGCGCUGCUCAUUGCAGGAUGCAUUAAUGCAGUGCCAGGAUUUCCAUGAAAUGAGCCAUGGUUUGCUGCUUUGGUUAGAGAAUAUUGACAGAAGAAAAAAUGAGAUUGUGCCUCUCAAUCCAAACCUGGACUCAGAAACACUGCAGGAUCAUCACAGACUUCUAAUGCAAAUCAGACGUGAACUGCUGGAGUCUCAGUUGAAGGUGGCGUCACUGCAAGAUAUGUCCUGCCAAUUGCUAGUCAAUGCUGAAGGCAGGGACUGUCUUGAAGCCAAAGAAAAGGUGCAUGUCAUUGGAAACAGACUGAAGCUCCUCUUGAAAGAGGUCACACGUCAUAUUAAAGACCUAGAGAAAAUUCUAGACAUUUCAAGUAGUCAACUGGAAUUGUCCUCAUGGUCUUCUGCUGAUGAAUUAGACACAUCGGGCUCAGUGAGUCCUGUAUCUGGAAGAAGCACUCCAAGCAGACAGAGAACGCCACGGGGCAAAUGUAGUCUCUCACAGCCUGGACCCUCUGUCAGCAGUCCACAUAGCAGGUCCACAAAAGGUGGCUCAGGUUCCUCCCCUUCUGAGGCCGGGCCGGCAUGGCGGCGCCCGUCCUUCUUCCUCAGAGUCCUCAGAGCUGCUCUGCCACUUCAGCUCCUCUUGCUGCUGCUGAUCGGGCUGGCUUGCCUGGUGCCAAUGACCGAGGAGGACUACAGCUGUACUAUGGCCAACAAUUUUGCCCGCUCUUUCCACCCCAUGUUAAAAUACAUGAAUGGUCCACCUCCAUUAUGAAGGAGACCCGUGAGACAGCGGGUGACCUUGCUGGAGUGCUGGCUGGGAGGCAGGAUGGUUUUAAAGGGUGACAGUAUUCAGUGUGGCAGCUUUACCUACCUGCUGUAGCCACUGCUAUAUCCAUAUCAUUCUCUGCUGGCACUCAGCUAGUAACGCAUCAGUAUAUCAGUAUCAAACUGCACAACGUAUUACCUGAGUAGCAUCGUUUCAAUACUCGCAUCCCGGGUACUAAGGAGGAUGUGACAUGUGUGAGGGAAAUGUCCUUCUGUCCAGCAUUCUGGAUCUUUUAGCCACUUUAUAUCCAGGUCAUUGCCCUGUACUAUGCAUAGCCAAGGACUUGAUACUGUAGAUCCCUCCCUGUGUGCUGCUCUAAAUGAGCCAUUAGCCAGUUUUGUUAAAUACCUUCUCAGUAUCUACAGUAUACAAAAUAACCAAUGCUAAAGAAAUUUUAGACAUUUGUAACAUACAAUUUUAAAGGAUCUUGUAUGGCAAUGUAUUAUUCCCUGUGGUUUCUGUUUUGGGCAUGGUGUUCUAACUUCUGCUUUGGAUGCACAAAGUGUAAAUCUAAGAAGCACUUUUUUAAGGUUUAAAAAAAAUGGAUGUAAUAAAUAAGAUCGUAAAAGGUUUUAUGAGGAAAAAUGUUGAAUGUCAAGUUGAAAAACAAAGAACAUAUUUAUGUA
Molecule: messenger RNA, 5552 nt
Organism: Pelecanus crispus (Dalmatian pelican)
Lineage: Eukaryota; Metazoa; Chordata; Aves; Pelecaniformes; Pelecanidae
Source: RefSeq, a predicted model, not a curated record